Molecule: messenger RNA, 3184 nt
Organism: Anolis carolinensis (green anole)
Lineage: Eukaryota; Metazoa; Chordata; Lepidosauria; Squamata; Anolidae
Gene: atp6v1b2
Product: ATPase H+ transporting V1 subunit B2
Exons: 14
Coding region: 51-1577 (508 amino acids)
Biological process (GO): proton transmembrane transport; vacuolar acidification; ATP metabolic process
Cellular component (GO): proton-transporting V-type ATPase, V1 domain
Molecular function (GO): proton-transporting ATPase activity, rotational mechanism; ATP binding
Source: RefSeq, a predicted model, not a curated record
GCUUAUUAGCCGCGCCUGCGCACUCGCGCGGAAACCCAGACGGGCACAAGAUGGCGGCGCUGCGGGCCAUUCGAGGGAUGGUGAACGGGGCCGUGUCCGAGCUGAGCGGCGGAGGGGCGCCCCGGGAGCAGGCGGCCGCCGUCACCCGCGACUACCUGUCCCAGCCCCGCCUCACAUAUAAAACGGUAUCUGGAGUCAAUGGGCCAUUAGUAAUCUUGGAUCAAGUGAAGUUUCCUAGAUAUGCAGAGAUUGUGCAUUUGACGCUACCCGAUGGAACAAAGAGAAGUGGGCAGGUGCUAGAAGUCAGUGGAUCCAAAGCUGUAGUUCAGGUUUUUGAAGGAACUACAGGAAUAGAUGCAAAGAGGACAUCUUGUGAAUUUACUGGGGAUAUCCUUCGAACCCCAGUAUCUGAAGAUAUGCUUGGUCGCGUGUUUAACGGAUCAGGGAAACCCAUCGACAGAGGCCCUAUGGUCUUGGCUGAAGACUACUUGGAUAUCAUGGGUCAACCAAUCAAUCCUCAAUGUCGAAUCUACCCAGAAGAGAUGAUUCAGACUGGCAUUUCAGCUAUAGAUGGCAUGAACAGUAUUGCCAGAGGACAGAAAAUCCCUAUUUUCUCUGCUGCUGGGUUGCCCCAUAAUGAGAUAGCAGCUCAGAUCUGUCGCCAGGCAGGAUUGGUGAAGAAAACUAAAGAUGUGAUGGACUAUAGUGAAGAGAAUUUUGCCAUUGUGUUUGCUGCUAUGGGAGUGAAUAUGGAAACAGCUCGGUUCUUCAAAUCUGACUUUGAGGAGAAUGGAUCCAUGGACAAUGUGUGUCUGUUCCUGAACCUGGCCAAUGAUCCAACCAUUGAGCGCAUCAUCACUCCUCGUCUUGCCCUGACCACAGCAGAGUUCUUAGCUUAUCAGUGUGAGAAGCACGUCUUGGUCAUUUUGACGGAUAUGAGCUCCUAUGCAGAAGCUCUGAGAGAGGUCUCAGCAGCCAGGGAAGAAGUGCCAGGCCGACGUGGCUUCCCUGGUUACAUGUACACAGAUUUGGCCACUAUCUAUGAACGGGCUGGGCGAGUCGAAGGCCGGAAUGGGUCCAUUACCCAGAUUCCUAUUCUUACUAUGCCCAAUGACGACAUUACCCACCCUAUUCCUGACUUGACAGGAUACAUUACUGAAGGCCAGAUCUAUGUAGAUAGACAGCUGCACAACAGACAGAUUUACCCACCUAUCAAUGUCCUUCCCUCUUUGUCUCGAUUGAUGAAAUCUGCUAUUGGAGAGGGGAUGACAAGGAAAGAUCAUGCUGAGGUUUCAAACCAAUUGUAUGCCUGCUAUGCCAUUGGGAAGGAUGUUCAAGCCAUGAAAGCUGUUGUAGGAGAGGAGGCACUUACUUCAGAUGAUCUUCUCUAUCUUGAAUUCCUGCAGAAGUUUGAGAGGAACUUCAUUGCUCAGGGGCCCUACGAAAACCGCACUGUUUACGAGACCUUGGACAUUGGCUGGCAGCUGCUGCGCAUCUUCCCCAAGGAGAUGCUGAAGCGGAUCCCUCAGAGUACGCUGGCAGAGUUCUACCCCCGAGAUUCCACCGCAAAGCACUAGUUGCACCUUCAGCUCCACAAAAACGCUGGGUUUUUCUUCCCUUGUGUUGGUGUUUACUUGUCAUCCCUGUAAUUAAAACCAAGAAUAAGUGACAUAUUUGUGCCAGUGUUCCUGAUGUUUUAAGCUGAUAACAGAGUUUAAAAUAUUCUCUUUCUAAAGCUCCUGGAUCUCGAGUGGUUGACAGUUCUAUACAAAGGAGGAAAUGAACUGUCUUCACAACCUUUAAUUUGAUAUCUGGGUGAGAGGAAGGGGGGAUCAGAAAAUACUUUGUUCAUUGGCCUGCAAAGUUAUUAAUAGCCACAGAAGAGAUGGUGUUGAAGAAAUCCUCUUCUUGACUUGGCCAUCUUGGUCCAUCCAAAUUUCUGCUGCUCCAGGCCUGUUGCAUAGGACUUAAUGUAUUCUAUGUAGACAUGCCAACAGAAUGAGAGAGAGUAGAAUGAAUGUAAUGACAGGAUAUUACCCCCCCCCCCCCCCUCUUUCAAUAAUGACAGAGAAAUUUUACACACAAAGACCUUGCAAUGUUUGCACACCCCAGUGCUUGCUGAAUGGACAUGUACACGAUUCCUACCUCUUCUGUGAAUUUUGGCCUGAGAGUCACUGCUGACUACUCCAAUUGGUCAGUUUCACACUUUCCAUCCACAUGUUCAGAUGUGGACAUUAAUGUGAAGCGGUAGCAAAAUAGGUAUCUUACACCCACUUUUUCCAGAAUAGUUUGGGCUGAAAAGCUAUGCUGGUAGAAGUGCAGUGUUGAUAGCUACUGAUUAGUUUGAACAGUGUUAGUCUUUAUAACCAGCCUGAGGGUCAACAUUUGAACAAAGCUGGAGCACCUAUUUGUAAUAUAACUUUUCCCUCAGAAAAUACACCAGGUUGGGGUUUGUGAUUUGUUAGUCUAGGCAGGCUUGGACUAAAUGAGAUAGUAAAAAGUGAAGGCAAACUGGAUAUGUGAAGGGAUAUUUUAAAUUCUGUUAUUGAGCAGCCCUUUGGAUGAUACUUGGUUUUGAACCACACCUGACCUUGGGUUUGUACUGAAGCAACCUUCCAAAUAAGAAAUUGGCUAGCUGUAUGAAACUAGAUGAGAAAGAAAGAAAAAUAGUGUGGCAUUUGUCCUGUGUGUCAUUGGCAGCCAAGCACUUGUAUGGAAUGAGCCUCAGUAGAAUUCAAAGCCCAGGAGCCAGUAGGAUCUGUGUGUCUUUGCCUUGAUUUUGCUUUCCAGGCCAUUCCUUGGGGCCACUCCCAGCACUCCAGCUUCAACGACCCAGCUUGCAAACUGUUGGCAGCAUCCAAGAUCCUGCCUGGGGGGCUUGUGAUGGCUCAGGCGGCGUAGACUGUGCUGGAUCCAGCCUCUCCCUUCCGCAGCCCUCCGAUGCUCUCUCCUAUGCAGAUCUCCUUUGUAUUGUUUUGGUCUGUGUGCUCUGUAUCAGUUCAGUAGCAUUUUCUUUACUCUAGCGCAUUCCAUCAAAGUUGUGUCAAUUCUAUAUUUUUCUCUGGACAGAAGAGGGGGGAAUCAUGGGGAUGGGGAGAUAGCAUGAAAUAUUUUAAUGUAGGAAACUGUGAUACCUAAAUUAAGUUAAACAUGAAAAAUAAAUGUUCAACAAAGUGGAACUCUG